ACAGUGGUGAAAAUGUAUUAAAAGCUUUCACUCAAAUGUGCAUAAUGUUUGUUGAACACUUAUUAUUUAAAUGCCGAGUGAACACUUGUUAUUUAAACGCCGGCUGAAGCACACCGCAUACUAGAUAAAUUUUACAAAAUGACAAAGACUAGAGUGUACGUUAUCGGAGUGGGCAUGACCAAGUUUGAGAAACCUGGUCGUCGCGCCGAUGUUUGCUAUCCAGACAUGGCCAAGGAGGCCGUGACCAAGGCUCUGCAGGAUGCUAGUAUCAAAUAUGAGGAGGUGCAACAGGCUGUCGUCGGUUAUGUCUACGGUGAUUCCACUUGUGGACAGCGUGCGGUAUAUGAAGUUGGCAUGACCGGCAUUCCAGUUUACAAUGUAAACAACAACUGCUCCACGGGCUCCAGUGCACUGUAUCUUGGCAAACAGAUCAUUGAGUCUGGCAAUGCGGACUGUGUUUUGGCUUUGGGCUUUGAGAAGAUGGAGCGUGGCUCCUUGGCAGCAAAAUACUUUGAUCGCGCUAAUCCCAUGGAGCGUCACAUUACUGAAAUGGGCGAGCUGACCGAGAUUGGCGCUGGUCCAAUGGCUGCUCAGAUCUUUGGCAACGCAGGCAAGGAGCAUAUGGAGAAGUAUGGCACCAAGCCAGAACAUUUCGGCAAGAUUGCCUGGAAGAAUCACAAGCAUUCAGUUAAUAAUCCCUACUCGCAGUUCCGCGAUGAGUAUACGCUGGAGCAGAUUAUGAAGUCGCCGCAAGUGGUGGAGGGUGUGCUGACCAAGCUGCAAUGUUGUCCCACCUCUGAUGGCUCUGGAGCUGCCAUUUUGGCCUCUGAGCAGUUUGUGCGUCGUCAUGGUCUGGAGAAGCAGGCGGUGGAGAUUGUGGGCAUGGAAAUGGCUAGCGAUCCAGCUUCUACUUUUGCAGACAAAAGUCUCAUGAAGAUUGCCGGCACCGACAUGACUCGUCUGGCUGCACAGAGACUGUUUGUUAAGAGCGGUUACAAGCCACAGGAUGUGCAGGUGGUGGAGCUGCAUGAUUGCUUCUCUGCUAAUGAGCUGGUGACCUAUGAAGCAUUGGGCCUCUGUGCUGAGGGCAAGGCUGGUGAAUUUAUUGAUCGUGGCGAUAAUACUUAUGGUGGCAAGUUUGUAAUUAAUCCCAGCGGUGGACUCAUCUCCAAGGGACAUCCUCUGGGCGCCACUGGCUUGGCUCAGUGCGCCGAGCUCUGCUGGCAGCUGCGUGGUCUGGCCGAGAAGCGUCAGGUGGACAAUGUGAAGCUGGCGCUGCAGCAUAAUCUAGGCUUGGGUGGUGCUGUAGUGGUGGCGCUAUAUCGCUUGGGAUUCCCAGGUGCGAACAAAGCUAAACUGUAAACAUUUUGUUGAUUAUUUUGUAAAUAUAUUUUUUCAAUGCAAAAGAUAA
Drosophila busckii is the source of this 1411-nucleotide messenger RNA. Its product is annotated as non-specific lipid-transfer protein. NCBI's taxonomy places the organism in Eukaryota, Metazoa, Arthropoda, Insecta, Diptera, Drosophilidae. Gene Ontology annotation, molecular function: acyltransferase activity, transferring groups other than amino-acyl groups. The record is from RefSeq and is a predicted model, not a curated record. The coding region runs from base 139 to 1362 and encodes 407 amino acids. The transcript has 4 exons.